This is a messenger RNA of Dioszegia hungarica, 723 nucleotides long. RefSeq lists its product as uncharacterized. The annotation marks the transcript as partial. Lineage: Eukaryota; Fungi; Basidiomycota; Tremellomycetes; Tremellales; Bulleribasidiaceae. The transcript has 6 exons. The record is from RefSeq and is a predicted model, not a curated record.
AUGAAACUGUUCGCCCUCCUCCCUCUCCUCGCCUCGAUGGCCACGGAGAGCGGAGCUUCGCCGAUCACCAAGCGGGAAGUACCCCAAGAGCUGUCGCACAAGAAGUACCUCACUGCCACUCAGCAGAGUCUUCAGCUCAACAACCCCGACAAGAUCCAGGAUCCUGUCUUUGGUCUCCUCGGUAACGCAGCCGCCGCCGCGGGCGCUGGGUCCAUCACCAACCUCGACUGUCUCCAGCAAGCUACGGCCGACCAGGCAUUCACCAACGCCAAGGCCGCCGGGGACGUCGAUGGGAUGACGGCCGCUUUGGUCUAUCGGUCGAUUGAGCGCAAUACGGGUAAAGUAGGGUUGAAGAGUGUGACGUGUACCGAAGUGGCCAAGAAUCCCGAGAUUGCGGCGCUCAAGCAGCAUCAGGAUCCAGCUUCGGACGGCGCGGCGGCGGAGAACAAGGCGAUCACGCUCGAGCUGGCUCGGCAGAUCGCGAGUGUGGGCGGAGACCCCUUGACUGCGCUGGACGCAGGCACCUUCAGCCCCGGAGACCUCAACGACAAUACCGGUAAAGGCAACACGUGCGACGUCGCGGAUGACGCAGAGGGAUGUAUCUUUACGCAGAAUUUGCUCGUUCCUGACGCUACCGAGGCUGAGAUCACUGCUGCCAUCUCUGCUGGCGGUGGGGCCGCUGCCGCUCCUGCUGCCGGUAAUGCCAACGCCAACGACGCUGCC